Messenger RNA from Schistosoma turkestanicum, 4018 nucleotides. The record is from the annotation of a GenBank genome assembly. Lineage: Eukaryota; Metazoa; Platyhelminthes; Trematoda; Strigeidida; Schistosomatidae.
CGUUAGUCAAAUGAUCAUUUAGGCGCCAUUACUGAUUAAAAUGUCUUUUGUUCUGGUGCCCAUUCUCGUUAUCAUUCACGUUUUAUCUCAGUCUAAUUGCUAUGUUCAGCGAGGCUUGGAAGACCCGUACGCCGAAACGCCGAAGUGUGAACCUAUACGUAUAAAGGCAUGCCAGGAUCUACCAUAUAAUAUCACAAUAUUCCCUAAUGAUAUGGGACAUGCUACCCAAGAUGAUGCCGCGCAAGAAAUUGGCCAAUAUACACCGUUACUUCGUACAUCUUGUAGUUCUUCCUUGAAGUUGUUUUUAUGCUCAUUAUUUUUCCCUGUCUGCACUGGAAUGAAAAAGCCGUUACCUCCCUGUCGAUCUUUGUGUGAACAAAACCGUAAAGACUGUGAACCACUUAUGCGGGGUUUCCACUUUGAAUGGCCAGAAAUCAUGAACUGUAGUCGUUUCCCAGAGGAUUCUUUGUGUAUAGCUGAAAAUAAGACAGAAAAACGAGUUUCUAAGGUACCCUCGUUUGUGUGCCCUGUCCAUAUGAGAGUUCCAUUAAGUUUCGAAUUCCGUGUAAGAAUGGGCCAAAACCAAGUUAUUCAAGACUGUGGGAUUCCCUGCGGUGAUUUUCUUUUCAGUGAUUCUUCUUCCAGGAAGUUUUCUCGCCUAUGGAUUGGUCUCUGGAGUUGCCUAUGCGCAGCUUCCACAUUAUUUACAGUUCUCACCUUCCUCAUUGAUAUGCCUCGCUUCCAAUAUCCCGAAAGACCGAUUAUAUUCCUGUCAGCUUGUUAUCUAAUGGUGGCUCUUACAUAUGUUGCAGGUUUUAUUUUAAAUAAUGAUGUCGCUUGUUCUGGGCCUUUCCCAGCACCACAAUCUCUUAGUGGUCAGAUUGAAAUGCCACGAUUAGUUACUCAGGGAACAAAGUUUGAAGGAUGUAUCAUUUUAUUCAUGUUACUUUAUUUCUUUUCAAUGGCUAGUUCUAUUUGGUGGGUGGUUUUAACAAUCACUUGGUAUUUAGCUGCUAAAUGUCAUUGGGCACAUGAAGCUAUAUCACGUAAUGCACAGUAUUUACACUUUGCUGCAUGGGCUAUUCCAGCUGCUAAAACGAUUGGAAUAUUAGCUUUGGGAAAAGUUGAUGGUGAUCCACUCUCAGGUGUAUGCUUUACCGGAUUAACAGAUCCAAUUAUAUUGAGAGCAUUUUUAAUUGCACCAUUAUGUUUGUAUCUUUUGAUUGGAACUUGUUUCCUGUUUGCUGGUUUUGUAUCAUUAUUUAAAAUCCGUACAAUUAUAAAAACUGGAGGUUCAAAAACAGAUGACCUGGAAAAGUUAAUUAUGCGUAUCGGUGUAUUCAGUUUACUUUACAUUGUGCCAGCAUUAGUAGUCAUCGCCUGUUAUUUACAUGAAUCCAGAAUGUCUGAAAAAUGGAUGCUUACAUGGUAUACAACUGAAGUAUGCCGUAAAGUCGAUCCUAAUCAGCUAGCCGAUUCUAUAUGUCCUGGACAUUUCAAACGACUAGUUGAAGCUGGUGGUUCAACAUCCCGAUCAGAUAAUUCUGAUACUUCUGUUACUGAAAAUAUAUUUUCCAAAAUAUCUGCAUUAGAAAAGCCUGAAUUUGAAUUAUUUAUGAUUAAAUAUCUGAUGACAUUGAUUGUUGGUAUAACAAGUGGUAUCUGGAUAUGGAGUGGUAAAACACUUGUAUCAUGGCAACGUUUCUUCGCACGAGUUUUUCGUCGUUGUAAUUGUUGUGGUAACAAAAAUAUUGAUUUAACUGCUCCAAGUGCACGUUCCGGUCUUGUUGUUGCUAGACGAGGCGUUCAACCGAAUGCUUUACCAACCGGUGUAACAUCAAAUCCUGGUUCUGUUCCCUUGUUAACACGUACAGUACAAUCAUCUCAUCCAGUACAACCGUAUAUUUUCAGUCAAGAUACAACGACAACUACUAGUGGAUGGGCAUCGAGAGGCGCACCGUCUGGAGUAACUGCACCACCAGAUAUUUCGUCAACUCCUGUGAGUUAUGCCUCCCAACCUAAUUGGCUAGCUACCGGUCCAAAUCCAGUUCAAAUUAAUGUUGGCCUACAAUCUGGUCUGGUCAAUACAAAUGCACAAAAUGUCGUGCCCACUAAUUCUGGCCUAGGUUUACUAUAAUUAUGACCAAUGUAUUGUCAAUAUCUUUAAUCAAUGCUCCUCCUUCCAAAGUCUACAAGAAAAGAAGAAUAUCUAUUUAAUCAUGCUAUUAAUUUUCACUAUUGUUAUGUAUCAUUAAUUCAUCUGUAAAUUUACUUGACAUCAUAUAAAUGUUAUUUUAAAAAUACCAUUAUGAAUAGUACACCCGUAAAGAAUAGUAAUCAUUUGUUCCAUUUAAUUCUUCCAUCUAUACCUCACUUUAUAACAUGUGAAGUUAACAAUCAGUCAUUAUAUUUAGGUUCUUUAUACUCAGUAGUAGUAGUAGUAGUAUUAGUAGCAUUGUAUGACUUAUAAUCUAUCUGUGCAUGUUAACUAUUAUAAUAGCUUAAAAAUCAUUGAAGACAAAACAAAGUAAUCGCUUCACUUUAUUUGUUUUCAGUUUUAUUGUGACUACUGUAAAUUGUAAGAUAUGCAUUUGAGUGUGUUUUUUUUAAUUCAUUUAUUUAUCUAUUUAUACCUAUUUUCUUUGCUUUCAAAAACACUGGUUAUAUAUUUGUGUUUAAUUACAAAUGAACACGUUUACAUCGACCCUUUUUCGUGUUUUGUACAAACAUACAUUUCAUUAUGAAGAACGAAAAAGUACCAUUGUAGUAUGCAGCUGCGCUAAUUAACUGGCUUCCUCAUUCUUAUUUUGUAUUUACAUUUUAUUCACAUUUUAGAAUUUGUUUACAUUGUUUGUUGUUUUAUGGUUAUAUACAUUUAAUUUAAUCUGCAUGUAUGGAUUAAUGUCUGUAUUAUUUAAAGACUUUCUUUUUAUUAUACCCAAAGUGAUUAUCGAAUACGAUUUCCAGUGAUGCAGACAUACAUGAGAGUCAACAACAGCUAACAAGAAGUGUAUACUUCUUAAUGAUGACAACUUUUGGUUGAUAAUAUAUUAUUCCUUUUUUUUUGUAGAAUGUAAUUUUUUUUUUAAAACUGCUAUCUUCCGAUUUUUCAUUAACUAUUUGUUUAGUCGACUUUCCUUCUUAUUUUUAUCUUUAUUUUUUGUUUGCUUCUAAUCACCACUUUAUUUUUAUUUGUUUGAUAUUUAGCACCAAAACAAAAAAUUUUUUAAACGAUUAUUCCCUGUUGCCAUUUUCUCAAUUUCAAUGCAUAAACCAACCAGCCAGCCACCCAGCUAUUGGACAUAAUUUUUAACACUUUUUUUUAAACAAAAACUUUUUCUGUCACCUUUUUUUUGUUUGGAAAAUCACAUUAUUUUUCGUGGUUGCGUAUUUUCCUAGGGUACAUUAAAUUUCUUUUCUAUUGUGUCAUUUAAAACUCAAGACUAUCAAGGUUAACAAAUUGAACAUACCAGCUAAUAUAUUUCCUGCAAUCAACUAUAUAACAUCUAAUAUGGUGGUGAGAGAACACAAUAUUAUAACAACUAACUAUCAACCAGUGAACGUCACCUUCUUGAAUCAAGUCAUUCAGCUGAAAUACGUUUGCUGAAGCCUCUGUUGACAAUGUGAUAGAGGUUACAGAAUAGAAUUGCUGCUUGAAUGGACAAUUAUGUAGUACUUUCUAAUUUUUUUUCAGUAUAUUUAUAUCUUACCGGUUCAUUUUUUUUCAAAUAUAUUUGCAUACUACUUAUUGAUCUGUAAUCUUCAUCUGUACAUAUAGAAAAUCCAAUCACAUUAUUAAUAUUAUUAUUAUUAUGAAUAUUAUCAUUAUUCUUAUUAUGUUUGAUGAAAUGAAGAGAAGAAAUGUUGUCGUUAUUGACAUAUUUCCCUUGAAAUGAUGACAAAUCUAAAUAAUUAACUGUCAAUAAAUCUAUUGUUAUUAUUAUUCACUGAUAGAUUUCACGUUCACAACUAUCUACAAAUUAAUGAGUAAGCUUAACUGUUUUUUCAAUUUAGAAAA